Protopolystoma xenopodis is the source of this 642-nucleotide messenger RNA. The record is from the annotation of a GenBank genome assembly. Lineage: Eukaryota; Metazoa; Platyhelminthes; Monogenea; Polystomatidea; Polystomatidae.
AUGCUGGCGAUACGUCUGGGAAAGUACCACGUCAACGGUCCUACUCUGGAAAUGAUCCUGCAUACAAUUGACUUCGGACUAGGUGCGCAGAACAUUUUUUCUUUUCGCGACUCAUGUGGCGCUUUCCUUACAACAAUGGGUCCAGGCACUCUCAAGUCGAGGAAGGGAACUAUCGGAGCCCAAACGGCCGGCAAAGAGGACCUUUUCCUGGUGGAGCGUGCGUCCGUUCAGGUUGCCAUCAUGGCGCACAACAACAAAUUUGCCUCCACAAAACAGGGUGCGCAGAACAUUUUUUCUUUUCGCGACUCAUGUGGCGCUUUCCUUACAACAAUGGGUCCAGGCACUCUCAAGUCGAGGAAGGGAACUAUCGGAGCCCAAACGGCCGGCAAAGAGGACCUUUUCCUGGUGGAGCGUGCGUCCGUUCAGCCGACUUCACCUGUGCCUGGAGGAGGCCCUAAUUAUGCAGAAUGGACACGUCCAAUCGUCUCAGCGGCCGAGACGGUCGUGGCUGCGUUCACUCUCCAGCUUCAACUUGUCUCCUCCUUCCAGGCCGGUCAGCAUGUCGACGAAGCUGGGCGCUGGUGCAGUUGUAGGACGAUGGCGAGGCGCCUGCAUCUCAUUUGGCAACACGUUUGGAGUUAG